AUGACAUGUAUAGACUGAACGAUUACAGCGACUGGGAAGCUGUACAACGCGCCGGCCAAGUACCCACCGAUGUAUCCUCAAUUUCAUCAGAUGAAUUUCCUUCCCCGAAGAAGAAAAAGCACAAAAGGAAUAAAAAAGGCAAAUGUAAGCGUCUGCAACAGCGAGCUCAUCGUUGCGCGCAUCAGCGCCAAAAGCAUUGUAAAAGUCAAUCGCAUGGGGAGAAGCGUCACCACCAUCGUAGAGAACGUUUGCUAAAUCCCUACUAUCAGAAUCGUGGCAUUGAAACAAUAUCUCUUGACACAACCGAUAAUAGUGAAUAUGAAAAAGACAACUAUUCAAUAGCUACCAUGGAUAUUGAGAGCGCAGAUGAGAACGACGGUAAUUUAACGCUGCCUUUGAGUCGUGAGGAACUGCGAUUGGCUUUGGGACGCGGUGUAGCAGAAAGAAAAAAUAAUAUUUGCUCAUUAAAAGAACGCUUACAGCCGGAUAAGUAUGCGGAAGUAAUCAUUGAAGAAAAAGUACAAACGCUUGAAGAAUCCACACCGUAUUCAAAUGACGCAGACAAUGUGGUCGAACUCAAUAGUGACGAUUCGAUGUCAAUUGAAGAGCAGGAGUUGCGUUUGAUUGCACUGCGUUCGGCGAUAAUGAAAAAACAUGCGACACGCAAAAAACGCAACGCCGAGAUUGCCUAUUCCCCUACAGAUUUUGAUGAUCUACUGGCUGAGCCAGUUAGCCCAGUCGCCUCCGAUAUCGAAGAGUUGGAGGGUGAUAUGGAAAUAAGUCCGGCUAGCUCGCCAAAUUUAAUACUCAGUCCUAUACACUGCGACGAUGAACAAAAUAGCAACAUAAGCCUGGAGACAAUAGAGCAUCAGGUUGAUAAUAAACCUGUCGAUAUGGAUAUUGCAUGCAGCGAUAGCGAACGGGAGGAGAGCACGUCGAAUGUUGUCGACGCAGAUGGUAUAUAUUCACAGCAUACGCACGACAUACCGCUGCCGCCAGGUAGUGCGCCUUUGGAAGGUAUGGGCAUACCAAUACCAUACGAUUACCAUAAUCACGCCAAAUCCAUGCCCUUCGAUAUGUACAUGCCGCCAAUGCAUUUCGGCACACAAAUCGAUAUGCCACCGACGAUGAUACCGAUGCCAACGAUGCCGCAGUUCCCAAUGUCCGAGGUAGUUCAGACAGCAGUUGCCGGUGACGCGCUGGAAAAUUGUAUUAAAAAUGAAGUGUUAAAUGGACAACGUAGAAUGAGCGCCUCACCGAAAUCGGCCAGCAUGGAUAUAAUACCCGAAGAUACACAAGAUCAACCGGAGGAGUGUAGUGAUGAAGAGGAGGCGGAAGCUUUACGCGCAUUGUUGCUAUCCCAACGACAAGCUGCAAAAACAGCAAAAUCGAACGGCCAGCUGCGUGUCAGAAAGCCUUCACCAACUGCCGACACGCCACCACAAAUUGCAACAGCGCAUGCCAAAGAAAUGGAGAGCAUCAUUAAGCCACAUCCACAGCAGCCUUCGACUCUACCGGGCGAACACAAUGAGACUAGCGUUAAAUCUAAGCCAACCGAGUCAAUUUUAAAGGAAGCCGUACGGCGCUUGAAAGUAAAAUCAGUUGUUCAUUGUGAGGAUGAGCAGACGCAUAGUGAAACACAACCUCAGGCCCAUGCGCCACGUUUGAAAAUAAGAGCGUUUGCGCGUUGCAAGGAAUAUGAAGAAGAACAGGUCGUAGAUGCGCAACCAGCAGACUGUGCUGGUUACCAUAAAUCAGCGUUUGCGAUGCAUGCAGGUCAAGUCAAUGGCAUAAAUUUCGACCAUAUGCUGCAGGAAGAGAGCAGAAGCAGCUUCGGCAGCACUUUGCGCAGAAACACGCCAGAAAUAUUAGACAUGCACACGAACUCGAGCGAGAGUGCUGCAAUAUUGCUGGCGACGAAACGACGUUUGGAAAAGGAGGCACCUAUGGGGCGUACGCUACGCACUAUUGAACUGAAGCAAAGUGUGGAGAACUACAGUCAGCACUCGGCCGAAGAUAUUAAUAGCGAAGCAUUGGAGAAAAAUAAAACACAUCCCAGCUAUGAAUCGCAAGCUAAGAAGGCCAAAACAACAACUGAGCAAACGGGGCCGACUGAUGCGACAAGCUUGCAUUUGAAGGAGCGCGCUCCACCAAAUAACGUUACAAGGGAAAAUGAUGCCAAUGCUAGUGGUGAGAAGGAAAACAAAGAAGUUUCGUCAGCGACAGCAAGUGUAAAUGAAAGCGCCACAAAUGCUGCCGUCAAAGCAAAGCUGCUUACCAAGGCUGCUGCAAAAAUCACCAAAAUUCCAGACAGGCGUAAAGCCGGUGCCUUAACAGCGACGGCGACGCAAGCAGCAGCUGCAGGGAAAGCACCUACCGCGGCGCCAGCAAAACAGCCAGCGUCCAAAACUGUGCCUACCAGAAUCAGCACACCACCGGCAGCAACGGCGAAAGUGCUGAAACCAGCGGCGCAACAGCUUAAAAUUGUCAAGCCAAACAAAGUGAUCAACAAAAGUUUGGAAACAAGUGAAGAAUCCGUCGGCACACUAAAAAAGAAAGUCGACGCUGCCACCAACCAAUCACGCAUUCUAACAUCGACAACUCUGCCAAAUAUUAAGGUGAAGAAGCUAAUCAUACGCGUUGGCCAUUCUGAUUCCUCAUCGGAGGAUGAGGAGAUUUUACGCAAUCACACAUUGGAACGUUGCAUAGGUUUGGCGUGUGUGCGCACGGCCACACCAGACUCGCUGACUGGCGUCCUCAAUGAAAACGUUUACGGUGGCAAGGAAGCAAUUACAAAGCAGAAUUUGUCUACAGAGCAGGCAGCUGAGACACGCUCCCUGGCCAACGAUGGCAUGUCAAAUGCAUCAGCAGCUAAAGAAAACAACGUUGGGGAGUCGUUCGAAAAGAAGUUGGAAAAUUUUCUAAAAAAUAUGCGUUCUCAAGCGACGCAAAAGAGUGGCACCCCGAGCGCUGAACAACCGCGGCUUCGUAAGUUAAGUGCGGCCAGUGCACAGACGACCAAAGGCACACCAACGGCCGUACGCAGUCUACCGAUCGCCUCUCAGGAGGAAUACAAACGCCUCGUGAAUCGCAUGAAGAUUUUGGAGAAACAAAAGCAUUUGAAGAAAAUGCAAAAGAGUCUACUUGAGGAUGUGGAGAAGUGCACGAAAAGUAAGCAGAAUACGGCAAAACGCAUGCAGAAGCCAAAUCAAGCGCAAGGGCUUGCCGGUCUUACUGCUAGCACAGCCACACAAACGUCUACCGAUGCGUCGACCGUGGCGAAUGAAAUGCUGACAUCAACAGUUGAAAGUGGCACACAGCAGCAGCAGCAGCAGCAAGAGCCUGAUUGCGAACAUCAACAUUCCAAGAAAUCACCAACAGCAAAUAGUCUUGAAACAGCCGGCACGCCUGGGAAGACUACUCAAGCAGCUCCCAAAAACGAGCGGGUGUUGACCGAAAGACUAUAUUCCUGCGAAAAAAUUUUGACCAGCGUUAGCAAUAAUAUUCUUACCAGACUGGAUAAAUCGCUCCAUUUGGUCAACGAAGCAAAGGCGGCAAAAAUUGCUAAGAUGCGCCAUGAGCAGCGACUGAAAGAGCUGCGGCUCGAAAUGGAGCAAACACAGAGAAAAAUGAAAGAAGAACAAGUAAAAAUAUCGCGUAUACACCCGGAGAUAUGCGCCAACAAUGAAAUGAUUACGAAGCUUAAGCAAAAACGCGCAAGAGUUCUCGAUAUGGCUGUGAAGUUGGGCAAGAGCGUUAAGGGCGAUGACUAUAGAUUAAAUAAUGAUUCAAAAAAUGAAAUAACGCGUAAAACAAAAGGAUUGGCAACACAUAUAAAACUUGUUAAUUCAAUAAGAUAUUGUGAUCUAGAUGUAUUAGAAAAGGAAGCCACCGCUUUGCCAGUCAACAGUAGCGAUAAAGAUACAAACGAAGCGCCUACGUCUAAUAGUCAACAGUCGCAUGCGGCUAAUAAUGAGCAUAAGGCGCCAAGCACUAACGUUGCUAAAGAGUCUGAAAACAUUGAAGAAGCUGUGAUCGCCUCGCCAAGAAGAGAAGCUUGUGAGCCAGAAAGUGACAACUGCACACAUACCCAAAAUACUACGCCAAUUAUGUGUGAUCAGAUCGUAGAUGGCCAAGUGAAUGCUCAGGAUUUAAACAAAAAUUGUGAUAAAGCCAAUGAGAAGGUGCCGCCGACAGCGUGUGUGGAAGCGUGUGUUGAGGAGUUGCCGGCGCCGAUGUGUGAUAGCGGCAAAGAAGUGGUGCGCAUAGAGGACAACAAGCCUGAACAAGUAGACAAUGUGAAAGCAGCAGGCGACCAAGUAGUGUCGACAGCCCGUUCAGUGCGCGAUUAUGUUUCUCCACUAGAGCAUUUAAGAAACGAAAGUGGGAAAUGGAAUCCAAACGAUAUUAUAUGUCCAUAUGAGUUGAUGGGUCAAUGCGAGGAUAAGGAUUGCAGUUAUAGACAUUUGACCGACAAAUGAGUCAUAAUCACAUUGGAACAACGCAGCCAAAGCAUUUUUUCUAGCAUGUCAGCACGCUUCUGUGUCAUAACAUUUCGCUUUGUUCAAACGACUUAAACUUGGCGUACCGUAUACAUUUUGCCUAGGUAAGUUGAAACAAACUCAAUUUAGAUUUAUACACAAACGUGUAGCGCCGCGCCCACUUAACUCUAUCCUAUACCACUCGUACAUGUAUCAAUCUGUUUUUAUUUUUUGUUGUGAUAAAAGCGUUUGGUUUUUAUUUGAGUUGGUUGUGGCAUAAAGUUUGUGCUUGAAAUGCAGCACUGAAGUCUGUGGAAACUACAUCCAUAUUGAGCUUGAGUAUCAAAAAGCUGACAAAAAAUCUAAUACUUUGAACUAAUUGUAUUAAACAAUAAAUAAAAAGUUAUUCAGAUCGAAGUAAUUAUUAAUUAUACAUAUAUUAUUUGUAUGCGUGAAUAACGUUUCUUUUUUUUAACUUUUUCGAAAAUUAUAAGGUGCCAUAUAAAAGGUGAAUACUUAUAAAGGAGCCUUUGCUGUAUUUUAGCAAACUCGCCACAUUUUUUUGGUUUUUUUGUAAAAAUUAAAAAUUAAAUUACAACUUAAGAAAAAAAUAUGAA
This is a messenger RNA of Rhagoletis pomonella (apple maggot), 5098 nucleotides long. RefSeq lists its product as uncharacterized. The record is from RefSeq and is a predicted model, not a curated record. Lineage: Eukaryota; Metazoa; Arthropoda; Insecta; Diptera; Tephritidae.